Molecule: messenger RNA, 1930 nt
Organism: Styela clava
Lineage: Eukaryota; Metazoa; Chordata; Ascidiacea; Stolidobranchia; Styelidae
Product: gap junction alpha-3 protein-like
Biological process (GO): cell-cell signaling
Cellular component (GO): connexin complex
Molecular function (GO): gap junction channel activity
Source: RefSeq, a predicted model, not a curated record
UAAGGUGAAUCAUGUUAUAUUAAACCACACGACUUGAGAACUACUUUGAUAGCAGUUGAAAUUGGAAGAGAAAAUAAAAACCUUGAGAGAACUACACAAAUCAAAAUACAUAAAAAACUGGAAUCCUUGAAAUAGCAAUAAUGUAUUUGGUAUUAAUUAUAUAUAUAUACAAAUAUAUACCGCAGUAAAUACUGGCACAGGUAAAUCAUACCAAUUUUAUAUUCUGUGAAAAUUAAUGUAGAAGUCACACCGCAUAUUCAAACGCAUAUUUUCAUUCGUCAUUAACAUUAUUGUGUUUAGUGUUACAUUAACGGGCAUAAAUUAUGGUAUUAAAUUGUCAUAUCUUUUGCGUCCAUUGAAUACUUAUGUAACUCAAAUAGUACCAACAAUAUCUACAUAACCAAAACAUUCAACAACGACGAGUGGGUUUGUUGAGCACUUGGUCGAAUCGCAAAUAUUGACCGCGAAUGUUUAUUUUAUCAUGAGGUUCCAAACUGUUGCCACAUAAAUGGCCACUCAUGUUAUAUGGUAUUUAGUAAAUGAUCUACAGUACUUUAUCUAAAGAUAUAAUUUGGCCACAAAUAACACUGGUCAUUUUCAUAACAGUUUUGCGUUCAAACGCAUUCGCUAAAUUGAAGGAUUGCGCUUGCUUUACUCUUCAAUCAAAAAAGAAUCUGAUGUCAGUUGGAAAUGUAAUGCAAUAGAACGGUUUGCGCAAUAGGUUAUCAGAUAUUGAAAUUUGUAUUUGAAACUGAAUUAAGUAAUUGGUAAUAGGUUUUUAUAACUACUACAAUACCUACAAUAUGAUGGUCAAUACUUUAAUGUUUCUGUCUCGUAGUUUGUAGCAUUUUAGAAUAAACCUAAAUUACAAUCAUGGGUUGGCAUUUGAUGGAAAAAUUGAUUGAACAGAGUGGAGAACAUUCAACACUAAUUGGAAAAUUUUGGGUGACGUCAGUCUUCAUUUUGAGGUUGCUUAUAGCAACUGCAAUAGCAGAUGAUGUAUGGAAAGAUGGUCAAGAUGACUUUGUUUGCAACACUUUGUCUCCUGGUUGUCUUAAUGUCUGCUACAACGAAUUCAGUCCCGUUGUUGUGAGUCGUUACUGGAUGCUGCAGAUACUUUUCACCACUCUUCCUUCAAUGAUCUUCAUUGUCUACACAGCUCAUAAAUUGGAUCAUCUUCAAAAAGUCAUAAAAGCUAGAAAAGCAAAGGCCUCGGCUUUAAAAAAAUUGAAAAAGAAAAGAAUUGCGGAAGGAAUAGAAGCAAGAGAAAACAACCUAAAUAUCGAAGACGACGACGAUGAUGAUGACGACAAGGAUGAAGAAAUCGUCGCGACAAAACUCUCCGUAAAUGCACCAUCAAAAUUGUUUCUUGCUUACUUCUUCGUGGUCUUGUCUCGCACCAUAGUUGAAAUUGGUUUUACUAUUGGCCAGUAUUAUCUUUAUACUUUCAAAUUCAUGGUACCCGAGUUGUGGCAGUGUCAACAUUGGCCUUGUCCAAACGUCGUUGAUUGCUUUGUUGGGAGACCAAAAGAGAAAUCAGUUCUCAUUUGCGUAUUUUUCGGAACCGGUUGCAUCAUGGUCAUGCUGAACUUGUUGGAACUUUAUCACAUAUCAGGGAAUUUCUCAAAAGCAUGGAAAGAGAGGGAUGAUGAUAUUACCAAACACGCUGACCAAGGGCCCAGUUUCGGUGGUAUUGAUGAUUACGACUACAACGAGUGGGCUCCCGGUGCUGACUACAUGGAAGAUGAAAUAGAGGGAUAUCCUAAUGCAUCGGGUUUACCGAAUAUUCGGCCUUUGCCAUACGGUAGAAGGUUCCGACGAGGAAGGCGCUACCGUUGAAAUUUCUGUACAUUUAUAUUUAUAGCAUAUAUAUGUACUGCAGUAACAACAUGUUCUAGCAACCCCAAAUAUAGAUUUGUUUGAUACCUUU